Nerophis ophidion (straightnose pipefish) is the source of this 1858-nucleotide messenger RNA. Its product is annotated as V-type proton ATPase subunit S1-like. The transcript has 10 exons. NCBI's taxonomy places the organism in Eukaryota, Metazoa, Chordata, Actinopteri, Syngnathiformes, Syngnathidae. The coding region runs from base 48 to 1388 and encodes 446 amino acids. The record is from RefSeq and is a predicted model, not a curated record. Gene Ontology annotation, cellular component: proton-transporting V-type ATPase complex.
CUGGUGUGGGUCACGUGCUCACAACUCUGCGGAAUAAGUUUGCUAAGAUGGCUGCCGCUACUGCUUCGCUGCUACUGUUUUCUACUCCUCUUUUCUUCGCCUUUUUCGGAACAGGGAACUCGGACGCUCAAGUGCCACUUCUGAUAUGGUCCAACAAGGGCUUGCCAGCUCAAGCCUCGGCUCCAGCCGGCCACAUCACGUCCAACGAGCAGCUGGCGGCCUACCUCACAUCUGCCUUUGGCUCUGGUCCCCAAACUGUGCUGCUGUUCCUGCAGGACAGGCUGAGCAUAGAGGACUUCACGGUGUUUGCUGGAGUCUUUGGAAACAAGCAAGAUAGUGUCUUUCAAAACCUGGAGGCUGCACUGCAGUCCUCUUCUUCAUCAGUGACCCUACCAGCCUUAGAGUGGUCACAUUCCACUUCCGUUGCAUCUCUGCUGGAGGAGAAGCUCGGCGCCUCACCUGUGCUCGUAGACGCUGACACUCUGUCACAUCUGAAAAUUGACGCGUCUGUCAGCAACUUGCUAAUCAUCAAUCUGCCUUAUUGCACAGUCUCGCAGAAGUCUUGCCUCGAAGUGCUACGUUCCAAUGAUCACAUUAUUGGCAAAUUUGUGACUGCGAUGGAAGCCAACAAUAUGUCUUACACUGCGAUGUACACAGGAGCCCAGCCAUCACGAGUGAUUUCGCAGCCCGCCGUGAUGAACCAGCAUGCCGGUCGAUCAUUGUUUCAAGCUGUAGACCCCGAAGUCAAACCCCCCAUUAUGUUCAAUGUGUCGGGUGGCCCUUGCAUCAUGCUCUGGGCUCAGAACCUGAACAUUAGCUUCUCAGCCACCCCACAAUGGAUCGACCUUGCUGCUCAGACGCCCUCAUUGGAAGAAUCUCUCUGUAACGGCACCAACUCGCUACUUGUGCUCAGCUACGCAUCGGGUGUUAAACUAAGCUUUGCCAUGAAUAAGCGGUUCUAUCCAGUGUCUGCGAGGGAUUGGUUCACCCUGGACUCUGUACAGCUGGAGUCCAACGGCACCACAGCAUCUUUCAUCGGGAGACGUGGCAUCUACGCGCCCGCAGAGUAUUCCUUCCACUGCCAGUCUGUCAGCAGCUUCCGUGACGCCCUGCUCGUGCCCGACAUCACCAACCCAAACACAUCGGACUGGAGACUCAAUUUCAUCGACUUCCAGAUUCAAGGCUUUGGGUUGUCCAAUGAAACCGAUUUCUCCUACGCCAGCGACUGUGCAGGCUUCUUCACAGCAGGAAUUUGGAUGGGGCUGCUGACAUCAUUCCUCAUGCUGUUGAUCUUUGUGUACGGUCUGCACAUGAUCAUGCAGCUCAACACCAUGGACAGGUUUGACGACUCUAAAGGCCCAGUGAUUUCUGUUCCUCAGUCAGAGUGAGAGGUGUGCACAAAUGCAUUAAUGCUAAUCCAAUUUGGUGGCAGGGUUGUAUUGGUGCCUUAAAUAUUUGUGCCGUGCAGUCUGAAUCUACAAGUGAACGCUGUGCUUUAAGACACGUUUUUUCAUUCCCAAAGUGCCAAAAAGGGUUAAGUCACCCUUUAAUGUCUAUCCGAUUUUGUGUGUGUGGAAGAUGCGUUUCAGACCAUAGAGAUUUUAUUGUUUUCCAACUUAAUUUUACUUGUUUUAAAAUAUUUGUUGUGAAGUGCUUGCGUAUGAAGUGUGAAUUGCCAACUUUAUCUUGAAACCAUUGAUUUCUUACCUUUUUAUUUAUUAACAAAAAAGCCAAUGCCGCCUGACAGGCCUUUCAAGUUUGGUUCAUUUACCUUUUUAAAAUAUGCAAUAAUUGUGCGUUGAACUUAAAGAUGUGCUUUUACCAACUGCUGUAUUUACAAAUAAAAUGUGUAAAAUUA